CGCACUAACCUCAUAAUUGCCGCCCUCAGACAAACCUUUCACAUUCACAAAAUUAAUACAAACAACAGAAUCAAAUCCAAAUUUCGCAUUCAUACAGUACUAUGUAUGCACCUUCAAAUUCACGCUAUCUAAAUCCAAUCCUCUGCGAUUCUGCUUCAGUUUCUGUUCCCCACCGGAGUUGCAUAGAAGUUCUUUUUUGUUUGCUUUUUAUGAUCCUCUUUUUCUGCAGGUUGACGAUACAGUAGUCAUCCGAAGAUCCGAAUCUAACUCCCAGAAGGGAGCAUAAUUGCAAAACUCAAUUAUUGCUUUCCAAUUAAUCGGAUAAAACCAAUUUUUUUAAAACUUCACUCCUUAAGAAUCCAGAUUCUGAUUUUGUUGCUAUAUGCAACUGUCUUCUUUUGACCCCUUUUUUUUUCGAAUUUGAUCUUGUGAAUUGGUUUUCUAUAAUCUUUGAUUUUUGAAGUGGGGUUUAUGAUAUUUGAUCAAUACUGAUAUCUGGCACUUGAAUUUAUGCCCGAAAUCGCAUAAAUAUCAGAUAUUUUUGGGUGGGUUUUUAUAUUCCGGAAGAGCAGUUGAUUUUUCCCAAAUAAGAAGAUAUAGAGAAGAGAAGAAGAUGGCGAGAAGUAGAGAAAAAGAAGAUCUGGAGAGCUUGUCGAAUUCAUCAGUAACGAAGGAUUCUUCUAUCAGCCUGCUGAAGCUUAUCACAAUUUUGAUAAUUUUUGUGGUGGGGGUAGUUAUAGGAAUAUCUUCCAGUUCACACAUUGAUCGGUAUUUCACACUUCAAACAGAGCAGUUUAGUUUAAACAAUCAUGCUGCAGAUACGGCAAAACAAAUCGUGGUGAAUUGCGAAAAAGUGGAUUGUUUGAGCAUAAAAAGUUUCAUCAGGCCGGGGAAUUUGAACCACAGUAUGACUGAUGACGAGUUGUUCUGGAGGGCUUCAUUGGUGCCCCAGAAGGAGGAGUUUCCAUUUAGUAGAGUACCACGGGUGGCAUUCAUGUUUUUGACCAGAGGGCCAUUGCCAAUGUUGCCACUUUGGGAGAGAUUCUUCAAGGGCCAGAAUAAGGCGAAGUAUUCAAUUUAUGUGCAUGCUCUUCCGGGAUUUGAGCUCAAUGUGAGUAGUAUCUCUGUCUUUUACAGACGCCAGAUCCCGAGUCAGCGUGUUGAAUGGGGAUCGGUGUCACUGGUUGAUGCAGAGAAACGACUUUUAGCCAAUGCUCUUCUUGACUUCUCGAAUGAGCGAUUUGUUCUUCUAUCAGAGAGUUGUAUUCCAAUUUACAAUUUCCCAAUCAUCUACAAGUAUCUGACUGGAUCCACCCAUAGUUUUGUCGAGUCUUACGACGAGCCUACUCGUUACGGGCGUGGUCGCUACAGCCGGCACAUGCGACCCUAUAUUAGUCUUGCUGACUGGAGGAAAGGGUCUCAAUGGUUUGAGCUUAAUCGUGCUCUGGCUGUCGAAAUAGUAGCGGACAUCAAAUACUACACACUUUUCAAGAAGUACUGUAGGCCUUCAUGCUAUCCUGACGAACAUUUUAUUCCGACUUAUCUGCGCUUGUUCUUUGGUUCACGUAAUGCUAACCGUACAGUGACUUACGUUGAUUGGUCACAAGGAGGUCCGCACCCAGCUACCUUCACUGCUGGUGAUAUAACAGAGAGUUUCAUGCAGUCAAUUAGGAAAAAUGGCACAUUAUGUUCUUACAACUCUGGAAACACUCCUAUCUGUUACCUCUUUGCUAGAAAGUUUGACCCCAGUGCUUUGCAGCCUUUACUGAAUCUCACCUCAAAAGUAAUGGAAUUUUGAAGAUUUUAAUUAUGCAGAAAUGAGGGUGAACUAUUUUCCCACCCUUUUUCUUGAUUUUGGUAGAGCUCGACUUUUUAACAAUUUUGUUUAUAUGAUUAUUGUAGCAGAAUGUAUAGCA
Molecule: messenger RNA, 1916 nt
Organism: Olea europaea var. sylvestris
Lineage: Eukaryota; Viridiplantae; Streptophyta; Magnoliopsida; Lamiales; Oleaceae
Exons: 2
Coding region: 614-1798 (394 amino acids)
Cellular component (GO): membrane
Molecular function (GO): glycosyltransferase activity
Source: RefSeq, a predicted model, not a curated record